Molecule: messenger RNA, 935 nt
Organism: Kickxella alabastrina
Lineage: Eukaryota; Fungi; Kickxellomycota; Kickxellomycetes; Kickxellales; Kickxellaceae
Product: ER lumen protein retaining receptor 1
Exons: 1
Coding region: 222-863 (213 amino acids)
Biological process (GO): protein retention in ER lumen; endoplasmic reticulum to Golgi vesicle-mediated transport
Cellular component (GO): membrane; endoplasmic reticulum; cis-Golgi network
Molecular function (GO): ER lumen protein retrieval receptor activity
Source: RefSeq, a predicted model, not a curated record
UUUUGAGUUGCCGCAUGCGUGCCUGCCUGCCUGCCUGCCUGCCUGCCUUUCCUUUCUUUUUUCUCUCUUUUAUCUUAGUUUUUCAUUUCUUGACUUUACCAAAAAGCUGCCAAUUUCAUAACCUUAACCUUGUCUUGCAUUUAUUAUCACUCACAUAACAACCACACAACCACCCACUCGCUCACGCCCUCACGCCAAAAAAACAUCCCCCAACACCAGCAAUGAACCUCUUUCGGCUUGUCGCCGACCUCCUCCAUUUGGGGUCCAUUUUCAUUUUAAUUGCCAGAUUGAACCAGACAAAAUCAUGCUCUGGAAUCUCACUAAAGACCCAGGGCCUCUACCUCAUGGUCUUCGUCACCCGCUACCUGGACCUGUUCUUCUCCUUCGUGUCGGUUUACAACACGCUCAUGAAGAUAUUCUUCCUUGUCUCGGCGGGCUACAUUGUGUACCUUAUGACUGGCUCGCUGAAGACCACAUACGACAAGAACCUUGACUCGUUCCGCGUCGAGUUCCUUAUCGGCGGUGCUGCGCUCUUUGCUUUGCUGUUCCCACACAAGUACACCAUCCUUGAGGUGCUGUGGUCCUUCUCGAUCUACCUCGAGGCCGUGGCCAUCAUGCCCCAGCUGUUCCAGAUGACCCGCACUGGAGAGGCCGACAACAUCACCAGCCACUACAUAUUUGCCCUCGGCGGAUACCGCGCUCUGUACAUUGUCAACUGGAUCUACCGCUACUACUCCGAAGACAACUACUCCGAUUACAUUGCGUGGGUCUCAGGCGUUGUGCAGACUGUCCUCUACGCCGACUUCUUCUACAUCUACUUUACGCGUGUGCUCAAGGGAAAAGAGUUCAAGCUCCCCGUCUAGUUCUAAUAUUUUUUGUUUUGGCUUUGGCUUUGGCCUUGGCUUUGGCUUUGGCUUUAAACACCCUCAUUUUCA